UUCUCGACAUUGCCACGUAUAUGGAAUACCAACUCUUGACAGAAGAUUUGUUGAACUGGAACGUGUGUUGUUUGGUGAAAAAUAGCUUGAAAAAAAUGACCUUUUUCCUAAGAAAUCGUGUUCAAUAAUGUACAAUUAUCUUUUAAACAUUGAUCACGUUCAGGCGCGCGGGAAGACAGUGUACGGCUGAGUGCGAAGAAGGCACGGGGUGAUAAUUUUGUGUCAUCAGAGUUGUCUCCCGGAAGAUGCAAAGACUCCUAAAAAUUUUGUGAUUGCGGAAUUUUUUGUGAUUGAGCCACUGAUAUUUUGUGAUAAUUAUGCUUAAAUUGAAUAGGGAUCAUAUAUCACUGCUGCUCCCGGAUUCCUCUGGAACCCAGGGACGGAGGAGCCUUAGACGGACGUGGAAUCAGCUCUCUCGUUUUCAGCGCAAUGUAAUCUUCACUGUGUUGCUGGCAUUCCUCAUAAUGACUGUUGUUCUAUACUCGGGUUUGGGAGAAUCAAAAGCUGAGCGCAAGAGCACACGGAGGGAGCAGCGGGAAGCAGAAAAGUCUGGAAGGGAAGAAGUUGGUGCCAUUGAGGUGAUUCUUCGGCCGCCAGAUGACGUGGAAGAAGCGGCUGAGGUGCAGGAUGAGCGAACACAGCAAGGAGAAAAUCCACCGACAGCGCCCAAAGCGCCACAUGAGGAGGGGCCAAAGAUUUUUGCGGGACCUCAGAAUGAACGACAGAGAGCUGUUGUGGCGGCUUUUCAGCACGCCUGGACAAACUAUCGAACAUACGCAUGGGGCCAUGAUAAUCUCAAACCCCUAUCACAGGGCCACCAUGAUUGGUUUGGACUGGGACUCACCAUUGUUGAUGCCCUCGAUACAAUGUACAUCAUGAAUUUGCAAAAGGAAUUCGAAGAGGCACGAAAUUGGGUUGAAAAUGGGCUCUCCUUUGAAGUUAAUCGUGAUGUGAACCUAUUUGAGGUGACAAUUCGCGUCCUGGGAGGGCUGCUGAGUACAUAUCACCUUAGUGGAGAUCAAAUGUUCCUCGUAAAGGCAGCUGACUUGGGCAAUCGACUUCUUCCUUGCUUCGAGUCACAAUCUGGAAUCCCCUAUUCUGACGUCAAUUUAGCCACACUUAGGGCUCAUUCACCAAAAUGGUCACCCGAUAGCUCUACCAGCGAAGUAACGACAAUUCAGCUUGAAUUUAGGGAUCUCUCUAGGUGUACUGGAGAUGAAAUUUACGAAACGGUGGCACACAAAGUCAACGAGAAAAUUCAUAGUCUGGAAAAGCGGCAUGGUCUUGUACCAAUUUUUAUUAAUGCCAACACUGGGAUGUUUCGAACAUUUUCAACGAUUUCUCUAGGAGCCAGGGCAGAUUCGUACUACGAAUACCUCCUAAAGCAGUGGCUACAAAUGGGCAAAAAGCCUGAUGAUUUUCUCAUUGAAGACUACAGUGUGGCUAUUGAGGGUGUUCUCAGUGAGUUAGUACGAGAGACUCCUAAUGAGCACCACGUCUACAUUGGAGAGCUAAUCAAUGGGAAGGAAUUUAAACCAAAAAUGGAUCAUUUGACAUGCUAUUUCCCCGGAACGCUGCUUUUGGGCUACAAGAAUGGUAUGCCACAAAGUCAUUUGAAGUUGGCACAGGAUCUUCUUGAGACGUGCUUCCAAACUUACAUGAAGCAGCCCACGCAGCUUGCACCUGAGAUAACAUAUUUUAAUCUCCAUGGAGAGAGUGAGAAUGAUAUCUACGUGAAGAGCAAUGAUGCCCAUAAUCUCCUCCGACCUGAAUUUAUCGAGAGUCUUUACUACUUCUACGCAAUCACCGGGAAUAAGACGUACCAGGAUAUGGGAUGGACGAUUUUUAAUGCCUUCGAGAGGCACACACGUGUAAAGAAUGGUUACACAUCCAUAGGAAAUGUAAAGAAUAUCCUUAACACUCGCCCACGAGAUAUGAUGGAGAGCUUCUUCCUCGGUGAGACUCUUAAAUAUUUCUACCUUCUCUUCAGUGACGAUCGUAAUGAGAUUGAUCUUGAUCGGUACGUUUUUAAUUCAGAAGCACAUCCCCUCCCUAUUCGAAGUCACUGAACCCCCCAAAGGUAGUACCCAAAAAGAACCCUUGACGAUUUUAUAUAAAUGAUUAAUGUUGUUUAGGAAACUUAAAGAAAAAAUUGUUGUAUAUUUGUACACAUCAAGGGCUACGACGAACGGAAAAGUUGUUAAAUCAAAAUAGACAAGCCUUUAGCUCACAAUGUAGCUAUUUCAUCUGGCACGCUAAUUCAUGUCAAAGAUUUUACGAAAUUUUUAAUUUUAGAUAUUUUUAUUUUAUAGUGUAACUCAAAGGGAAAUGUGUACGGAGUUGUGUGAAAAUUGCAAUGCUAAAAGAAAAUUAGGAAUAAUUUAAUUUUUAUAGUUCAUUGUGUUCGCAUAAAAUUGAAAAUAAUAAUAAGACAUUAAUUAAAAGAAUUUAAAAUUCUUAAUCGUUUAGUAAGUUGUAAAAUUUUAGGAAAAAAAAAUAUAGCGCUUUGACAGAAUCUCUGCUGGAUUUAGAAAAUGCGAUAUCACAGUUUUUUUAAGCAUUAGAUUUCAAAAAAAAAAAAAAUAUACAGUCCCACCGUAAUUUUCGAACACCUUUAAAAAAUAUAUCAAAUUCUCAUACCAAAAAAUACUAAUUUUUCGAUUUACUAAACAUGUUUAUAUUUUUAAGAUGGAUUUUAUUUUCAAAACUAAUUUUCUACCUCUAAAGCUGCCACUGAUUUUGUAAUUUGUAAGAUCUCUCACAGUAUUAUUCAUUCCUUUCAAUUCAAGGAUUCAGAAAAAAUAAAACUAGAUACACUGAGAAAUUAGCUAAUGUACACACAUCGACUAGAACUACUAAAUAUACCUUUAAUUCUGGAAUACUCGAAAAAAAAAGUUCUUUAAUAAAAACGGAUAGAACCGG
This is a messenger RNA of Lutzomyia longipalpis, 2922 nucleotides long. RefSeq names its product endoplasmic reticulum mannosyl-oligosaccharide 1,2-alpha-mannosidase (gene alpha-Man-Ib). Bases 318 to 2069 code for a protein of 583 amino acids. Lineage: Eukaryota; Metazoa; Arthropoda; Insecta; Diptera; Psychodidae. Gene Ontology annotation, molecular function: calcium ion binding; mannosyl-oligosaccharide 1,2-alpha-mannosidase activity. The transcript is spliced from 2 exons. The record is from RefSeq and is a predicted model, not a curated record. Gene Ontology annotation, cellular component: endoplasmic reticulum; membrane. Gene Ontology annotation, biological process: carbohydrate metabolic process; N-glycan processing.